Amphiprion ocellaris (clown anemonefish) is the source of this 2549-nucleotide messenger RNA. It is a transcript of the gene zcchc8, whose product is annotated as zinc finger, CCHC domain containing 8. Gene Ontology annotation, molecular function: zinc ion binding; RNA binding. Gene Ontology annotation, cellular component: catalytic step 2 spliceosome. NCBI's taxonomy places the organism in Eukaryota, Metazoa, Chordata, Actinopteri, Pomacentridae. The transcript is spliced from 14 exons. The coding region runs from base 27 to 2171 and encodes 714 amino acids. The record is from RefSeq and is a predicted model, not a curated record.
UCUUGCACCGCGGAGCUGUGUGAAAAAUGGCUGAGGUAGAUUUUGGGGAUAGUGAGCUCUUCCAGCAGCUUGAUGACUCUGCACCGCCGCUCCCGACGCACAUUCGCUUCACGGAAGAUGGAGAAGACCAGGGGGAGACGAGCCAGCUGCGGAACAGGCUGGAGGAGUGCGACGACUACAUUCAGAGACUCUCUGAGGAGAAUAAAGUAUUACGAAGGAAGCUAAACAUCCUGACACGACCAAGCGGCGUUACAGUUGAAGAUGUCAACAUGGACGGGCCCGUUCUUCAGAUACUUUACGCCAACAACCUUAUCUCAAAGCAGUGUCGCCAAGAAAUUGAAGAUUGCAUCUGCAGUGUGAUUUUGAAGCACCACAAACCAGGCAAUGAAAAAAAGAAAUCGUCCUUUCAUAUGAAACCUCAGAGUUCGGCUUUUGCUAUGGAUGACGAUCCGCAGAAGUUGUCUUCUAGUAGUGUGAGAACAACAACAGAAGCAUUUAAAGUUGUUGGAAGUGUCUUGUAUUUCACAACUUUCAGCGUUGAUAAACUUGGACAACCUCUGGUGAAUGAAAACCCUCAGAUGACAGAUGGAUGGGAUGUUCCAACCUAUCACCAGGUUUUUAACCAAGUGAUUGGAACUGAUGGACAGGAAAUAGAAAUGAAGGACAAAAGACCCAAGUCGAUGUGUUUCAACUGUGGUUCAGGUACUCAUCAGAUGAGAGACUGUCCCAAGCCUAAAGAUAUGGCUGCAAUUAAUGAGAGAAGAAAGGAGUUUAAUCAGAACAACAACCAGGCCAUGCAGAGUAACCAGCGAUACCAUGCUGAUGAAGUGGAGGAACGGUUUGCUAAAUACAAGCCUGGGGUCAUGAGUGAGGAGCUGUUGACAGCACUGGGAAUUGAUGGCAACACCCUGCCUCCUCUUAUUUAUCGCAUGAGGCAGCUUGGCUACCCACCAGGUUGGCUCAAAGAGGCAGAAAUGGAAAACUCUGGCUUAUCACUGUAUGAUGGAAAUGUGUCAAAUGAUGGCAGUGUUACAGACAACAGUACUUCCUAUGAUGUUUCCAAACUGGUGGAUUUCCCAGGCUUCAAUGUACCUGCACCACACAAAAUGAAAGAUGAGUUCAUGCAGUAUGGUUCAGUUCCAAUGCAGAGCAGCCACAUGAAGCAGAACUAUGCAGCCUACCUGUCCAACAACUUUCCAAUGCCUGGUGCCACCAGCAACAAGAGACGACAUGACACCGACUCAUCUCCACAGCAUAGGAAGAAGACUAGGUCAAGUCCUGAUCGCAAUUCAGACAGGAGCUCAGAUAUGGAUAUUGAAUCAGAUCCAGGAACACCUUAUUAUAAUCCUAAUGCUGAUGGCUUCAAGUUCCAACCACCGCUUCCCCCUGGCUCGCCUGGCUUCAGUUCACCUCCUCCUUUACCCCAGGGCACUCCUCCUGCUACACCCACUCGCCCACCUCUCCCUAAAGGUACUCCUCCACCCACACCCACUAAUGGCUCUCCAGCUCUGCGGGGACAUAACUGGGUGGUAGUUGAUGAGACUGUGGAAGGAACAGAGGAUGACCUGACACUGGAGGAACUGGAAGAGCAGCAGAGGCUAAUCUGGGCAGCUCUAGAAAAUGCAGACACCGCCACGAAUAGUGACUGUGACGCACCUGCACUGGGAACACCUGGACAUGGCGACACAGAAUCAGAGGAAGUUAAAGAAGCAAUGGACACAAUGAAACCUGUAGAAUCUUGCCAGAGCACUGAAAAUCAAAGGGAACCGAGUGUUCAAGAGACUUUCUGUGAGAGUCCUGGACCAAUCAAAGUUGAAGAUGACAGCCCUCAGAGCCCUGAAGCAGUCAAAGCACAAGAUGACAGCCCUCAGAGUUCCCCUGCAGUCAAAUCCCAUGAUGAAAGCCCACAGAGCCCUGAUCCAGUCAGGUGCCCAGAAGACAACCCACAGAGCCCUAAUGCAGAUUCCUCUAAUCAAGCAGCAGGAGAUUGUGCCUCUCCUAAGAAUGUGGAGAAGAUAACAGCUGUUCCUCAUCGGAGCAAGUUUGCAGCGGGCAUUGUUCCAUUUGAGGAUACACCAGAAUUCACUGAAGUUGCUGAAGCAACAGGAACUUACCUUAGAAUCAGAGACUUACUGAAAGGCUCCCCUCGAAGUUUGGCAAAGAAAAAAUGAAACUGUAGCAUUUUGAUUACAUCACAAGAAUACAAUAUGUGGAUAUUUUUUAAGCAAAACCUUCUGUUUUCAUCUACAUCAAGCAUGAUCUUUUAACUGUUAUUUUGUACCAAGGUGAAUGUCUAUGCUUUGUAUACAUUUGACCUGUAAACAUAGUGAGGGAGAGCCUUUUAUGGAUAUGCUAACAGCAUGCACUCUGACCAGUUAGACCCAGAUUUUUGCAGCAGUUGUGUUACAUGAGCUGUUAAUUUUAUUGUAAAAUUUGUAAAAUCGUGAUUUCUUGUAUUAUUUUUCAUAUCUUGCUGUUCAAAUGGCUUUUUCUAUUUUUGUCUUACUUAGUUUGCUCUAAAAGGAUGAAGUAAACAUGGUUGUAUUUUC